Messenger RNA from Venturia canescens, 1200 nucleotides. RefSeq lists its product as uncharacterized. Bases 615 to 1043 code for a protein of 142 amino acids. The transcript is spliced from 7 exons. NCBI's taxonomy places the organism in Eukaryota, Metazoa, Arthropoda, Insecta, Hymenoptera, Ichneumonidae. The record is from RefSeq and is a predicted model, not a curated record.
CAGCAGACUUGUAUCUUGUAUGGUUGGUAUGGUACGCUGGCGUUUGAUUUUAACGUUUGGGUAUGCCGAAGGUACGCUGGCGGCGCUGGCGUUUGAUUUUUAUGGAGGUUAUUGGGAGAAGGAGAGGUUAUUCCCGAAUAACUUAUCCACAGUUUUUAUAUUAACAAGAAGAAUAAUAAUUGAACUUUAUUUACUGUUUAUUUGAAUAACGAAGGAAGCUAAAAGAUAUGUAUGAAUCUCUCUUUUGCCACACGUGUGGGUAACUUUUUGUGCGCGCCAGAAUGUUCUUCAGUUGGCGGCAAAGGUCGUUCUCGUUCUUUUUCUCCGUCUCGCUUUUACGCCGCACUGCGGCGUGGUUGUUGCCUCGACGGUGGCAGGGGUGCCACAUUUUGACUUUUGGGACUCGCUGAUCCGCUCGCGCGCGAACAGAGGCGUGAAUAAAUUGGAACUCUAUCGCGUCAAAGGAAUUUGAUAUGAAAUCGACCAAAAAUUUAUUUCGCAACUUCAUUUUGCUGUCAAAUGGUUACCCACGAUUUUUUUGUCGUGUGAACGUAUUCGUACGUCGUUUGUUACUUUUAGCAGAAUCUAGCUGGAUGUAAAAUUUGGCAUUUAUAAUGCCGCUGAACUUCGACUCAGAAAUCAAUCUGAACAAUCACCGCAAAGCAAUUCUCAGGCAACUAUCACCGAAUAAAAUCAUGUCGAAAUCCACUUUAUUCGUUUUGGCUUGCUGCCUCUUUGUGGCCGUCGUCCUAGGAGUUGACAACUCUAAUAUCAACCGUUCACCAUUGCCGACACCCGCCCCAGUUGCUGUAACACCGAUCCAAGUUUGUAGUUCGAGGGGAUACAACACGGCUUGCGCACAAUAUAUACCUCGUGUCUUCUGCGCAAACUUGAAAUGUCGCAAGGCUGAUGGUACUUUUGUCCGUACCGGUAAAGCUCCAGAUGACAUGUGGUGUGCUAACAAUAAAGUUUGCAGAAAUGGCGAUUGUGUGCCAAGCUCUCGUAUUCCAGCCCCAGAACCGUUCGACCUGCCAGUAUGUUAGUAAAUCAGCAUAAACUUUUCUGAGCAAUCAAAACAAAUGUUUAUUUUGAUUGCUGGUGGAACGAUAAAUACGAAUCAAGCUUUUAUCAAUUUUAUUAUUUUGUUUGUCAACACGAAUAUAUGUUGCUACGCACAUUAAUAAAAACUUGAGCCCAUCA